AAAAAAGAGGUUAAGGAAAUAGCACAGUUUACGAUGGAGGUAUGCUCCUGUUCCUCAUCAUCUUCAUCCUCCAUCCUAGCCGUCCAUUCCAUUCAUCGACGUUCCAACCCUCGCCUCCCUCUCCGCCACCUGGUUCCACUUACCUCUCCUUAUGCCGUCUCGCUUCAGUGCGCCGGAUUCAUAUCUUCACUGGGGGCCCAUCAUAAUCCACUCUCCAUCUGCCCCGCUCGUCUCCCUCGACGGCCCAGAAGGCCCACCAUCUCCGCCGUUUUCGAGCGUUUCACCGAGCGGGCCAUCAAGGCCGUCAUCUUCUCCCAGCGCGAGGCACGCGCGCUUGGCCGCGAGAUGGUGUUCACCCAGCACCUCCUUCUCGGUCUCAUCACCGAGGAUCGCUCCCCUGAUGGCUUCCUCGGCUCCGGGAUCACCAUCGAGCGUGCCAGAGAGGCUGUUAGAAAGAUUUGGAGCGAGUCCGGACCGCCUCCGUCGUCUAAGUCGGCGACGGACGUCCCCUUCUCCACUAGCUGUAAGCGUGUCUUCGAGGCUGCUGUUGAGUACUCUAGGAGAAUUGGCUGCAACUUCAUCGCCCCUGAGCACAUCGCCAUCGGCCUCUUCACUGAUGAUGAUGGCAGCGCCACCCAGGUCCUCAAGAGCUUGGGAGCGGACGUCAACCGAUUGUCAUCGGUGGCAGUCUCCAGAUUGCAAGGAGAGCUUGCCAAAGAUGGUAGAGAUCCAUCAUCGAUGCGCGCAAGAUCACCUUCUCGGAAGGGCCCCGCGGAGGCGGCGGUGGCCAAGUUUUCCGAUAAGAGAAAAGAGAAGAGUGCACUAGCUCAGUUCUGCGUAGACCUUACCACACGAGCUGCACAAGGGCUUAUUGAUCCUGUCAUUGGUCGAGACUCAGAGGUUCAGAGAAUUGUACAGAUCCUGUGCCGGAGAACAAAGAACAACCCUAUUCUCCUUGGCGAACCUGGUGUUGGGAAGACUGCAAUUGCUGAGGGGCUCGCCCUUAGCAUUGCCAAAGGCGACAUUCCCAUUUUCUUAGCAGGGAAGCGCAUCAUGUCACUAGAUGUGGGUCUAGUGAUGGCUGGUGCAAAGGAGAGGGGAGAACUUGAGGCUAGGGUUACAUCUCUAAUCAGUGAAGUAAAGCAAGCAGGUGAUGUGAUUCUCUUCAUCGAUGAAGUUCACACACUUAUUGGAUCUGGUACAGUUGGCAGAGGAAACAAGGGUUCUGGUCUUGACCUUGCUAACCUGUUGAAGCCACCUCUUGGUAGAGGAGAAUUACAGUGCAUUGCAUCUACAACUUUAGAUGAGCACAGGAUGCAUUUUGAGAAUGAUAAGGCAUUAGCCAGGCGAUUUCAGCCAGUGUUCAUAGGUGAACCUAACCAGGAGGAUGCUGUGAGAAUAUUGUUGGGAAUUCGUGAGAAAUAUGAAGCUCACCAUAAAUGCAGAUUCACACUUGAAGCCUUAAAUGCUGCAGUGUAUCUCUCUUCCAGAUAUAUUGCUGAUAGACAUCUUCCUGAUAAAGCUAUAGAUCUAAUUGACGAAGCUGGAAGUAGGGCUAGGAUGGAUGCAUUUAAAAGGAAGAAGGAACAGACUUCUAUCCUCUCAAAGUCACCAGAAGAGUAUUGGCAGGAGAUUAAGGCUGUUCAGACGAUGCAUGAUGUGGUGUUGGCUAAUAAAUUGAAAUAUUCUUUGGGCCAAAGUGGCACAGUGGAUGGUGACAAUGCUGAAAUGACUGGGGAUUCUGUAUCCAUCUCAGAAUCAUCAAUCUCAUCAGCAUUGGAUGAUGACGGACCAGUACUUGUUGGACCAGAGGAAAUUGCCACAGUGGCUUCAUUAUGGUCUGGGAUACCUGUUCAACAACUCACUGUGGAUGAAAGAAAGCUCCUAGUUGGUCUUGAUGAUGAGCUUAGGAAACGUGUGAUUGGCCAAGAUGAUGCUGUCAAUGCUAUUGCUCGUGCUGUGAAAAGAUCACGUGUUGGGCUCAAGGACCCUGAUAGACCUAUUGCUGCAUUACUGUUCUGUGGGCCAACUGGAGUUGGUAAAACCGAGCUUACAAAAGCUCUGGCAGCAUCCUAUUUUGGCUCGGAAUCAGCCAUGAUCAGAUUGGACAUGAGUGAAUACAUGGAAAGAUAUUCCGUUAGCAAGCUAAUUGGAUCCCCUCCAGGUUAUAUAGGCUAUGGAGAAGGGGGUACUUUGACUGAAGCAGUAAGGAGAAAGCCUUUUACAGUGGUACUGCUUGAUGAAAUAGAGAAAGCCCACCCUGACGUAUUCAAUAUCCUACUUCAAAUAUUUGAGGAUGGACACCUUACUGACUCUCAGGGCCGAAGAGUGUCAUUCAAGAAUACAUUGAUUGUCAUGACAUCUAAUGUAGGUUCUACAGCGAUUUCCAAAGGUAGGCGGAACAUAGGUUUCUUGAUUGCUGGAGAUGAAGAGUCAAGUUCAUAUGCUGCAAUGAAAGCACUGGUGACAGAUGAGUUGAAGCAAUUCUUCCGGCCUGAACUGCUUAACAGGAUAGAUGAAGUGGUUGUAUUCCGGCCGCUUGAGAAAGAGCAGAUGCUGGAGAUUCUCAAUAUAAUAUUGGAAGAAAUAAAAGGCAGACUCAUGUCCCUUGGAAUUGGGCUCAAUGUGACUCCUGCGAUCAUGGACUUGGUUUGCCAAGAAGGCUUCGAUCGAAACUAUGGUGCUCGACCUCUAAGAAGAGCUGCCACCCAUCUCAUCGAGGACGUCAUCAGUGAAUCCCUUCUCGCAGGUGACUACAAACCUGGGGAUACUAUUGUAAUUGAUGUGGAUGCUUCAGGCUCCCCAGCUGUGAGCUUGCUCUCAGAUCAUAGUAUCAAUUUAUCGGACGCAACAUCGACAUCUUCAUCUACAUUGUAGGAUCUAAGCCUGUGUAGCCUCAGAUAGCAUUAUUUUAUUUUAUUUGUUUUGCUUUACUUACAGGGCUAAAUGUAUAGUGUAUUAUAACCAUGAGUGGUAUUGGUUGUAUAUAAUUCUGAAGAACAAUUUGUUGUAUUGGUCAUACUUAAAGUGUAGCAGUCAUAGUAAUAUUGCAGAAAAAGGGUAUUGAAUAAUCUUAUACACAA
Messenger RNA from Dioscorea cayenensis subsp. rotundata (Guinea yam), 3083 nucleotides. RefSeq names its product chaperone protein ClpD2, chloroplastic. Gene Ontology annotation, biological process: cellular response to heat. Lineage: Eukaryota; Viridiplantae; Streptophyta; Magnoliopsida; Dioscoreales; Dioscoreaceae. Gene Ontology annotation, molecular function: ATP binding; ATP hydrolysis activity. The record is from RefSeq and is a predicted model, not a curated record. Gene Ontology annotation, cellular component: cytoplasm. Bases 34 to 2877 code for a protein of 947 amino acids. The transcript is spliced from 12 exons.